AUGGCUAAGAGCACUAGGCUUGUGGGUCUUGCAUUCAUUCUCUUGCUCACUGUAACCCUCACCACUGCCUCUAGGACUUUGCACAAGGUUAAACAUUCCAGUGUUGGCGGUGGCGGUGGCGGUGGUGAUGGAGGGGGUGAAAGUGAAACAUAUGGCAGCGGUGGCGGUGGUGGUGGCGGAGGCGGCGGUGGUGGUGAAAAUGGUGGUGGCUCCGGCUAUGGACAUGGUUCCGCUCCGGCUAUGGCUCCGGUGGUGGUGCUAACGGAGGAGGUUAUGGCCGUGGAGGAGGAGGAGGCAGUGGUGGCGGUGGAGGACAUGGAGGCGGCAGUGGAUCUGGCUAUGGCUCUGGCUCCGGAUAUGGUAGUGGAGGUGGGAAUGCCGGAGGAGGAUAUGGACAUGGCGGGGGUGGUGGUGAUGGCGGUGGUGGCGGUCAAGGAUCGGGAUCGGGUUCUGGCUCCGGCUAUGGUUCUAGUGAAGGUGGUGGUUAUGGACAUGGACGAAACCAGGAUUUAUUGA
Molecule: messenger RNA, 516 nt
Organism: Dioscorea cayenensis subsp. rotundata (Guinea yam)
Lineage: Eukaryota; Viridiplantae; Streptophyta; Magnoliopsida; Dioscoreales; Dioscoreaceae
Product: calpain small subunit 1-like
Exons: 1
Coding region: 1-516 (171 amino acids)
Source: RefSeq, a predicted model, not a curated record